AUGUCAACAUUACACUACAAAACUAUAAUAACAAUGAUAAUGGUAAUAACACAAAACAUUAUGGCAGCUGGAGACAUCUUAUCAAUGCAAACCACACUCCGAGAAGCUAAUGCGAAGACUGUAUCUGAAUUCGAAAGAGACUAUCUACCUCUCGAUAGCGACUGGAAAAAUUGGACACAUCCUCAGACGGGCCUAACCUAUGAGAUUAAUUUUCACUCAUCUGCUUCCCUCCCCCCCCAAGAUUUAGACCGCUGCUUCAAUCUUAUCGAGGAAAGUAGCUCGGAAAACUAUCGGAAGAGUCAACACGGAUGGAACCCUCACUUCAAACGAUAUGAGAUGCAGCUGCCGGAUCUCAAAUAUAUACUCGUAAAGCAUGAUAAUCAAACUGAGGGCUUUCUGUCCUUCAUGCCAACCAUGGAAGUCGGCAAAUUCGUUCUCUACUGCUAUGAAAUUCACCUAUCAGUACCACUGCAGGGGACCGGACUCGGCUCAUGGCUCAUGCGACUGCUAGAUACUAUUGCAGCUAGUAUCCCCGAAACCGAGAAGACUAUGUUGACGUGCUUCGUUCGAAAUUCACACGCCAUGAAAUUCUACGCCAAACUAGGCUACAAAAUUGAUUCCUCACUCACACCACCCCCUAAACAGCUGCGAAAUGGAACUAUCAUUGAAGCUGACUAUGUAAUUUUCGGCAAAGAUGUUCAAAUAUAG
This is a messenger RNA of Blumeria graminis f. sp. triticale, 708 nucleotides long. NCBI's taxonomy places the organism in Eukaryota, Fungi, Ascomycota, Leotiomycetes, Helotiales, Erysiphaceae. The record is from the annotation of a GenBank genome assembly.